CAACACGGUACGAAGAUGCGUAGGAUCAUGCGCUUCGCGGCUGUACAUACCUAGUCAAAGGCGAAAGUGAGGCAAUCUCGAGCAUGUUGGGUGGUUUUAGCCGUUGCGACGAGGGCACCACGGAGCAUUCUCGAAGGGUCACACCAUGGAGGCGCUGCUGGAGGCACGGGCCGCGUGCUUGGAUGCGCUCGAGAGCACCAAAGCGCUGAUUUCAAAGAGCGAGGGCGAGCCCAACGGGUACGAUGCCGCGUACUUUCUUCAGGCCCACGACGACGAAGACGAUGACGUGCUCAACGCCGGGCUCUUGUACACUCCAAGCGGCCGGCUCAGCGCCCUUGGCGUCGCCAAAUGCACGACACUCUUCCACGCAUUCGAUACCGACCACAAUGGCUUCAUGUCAUACGAAGAGUUCAUCGACUACCUCACGUCGCUCGGUCGGUCGACGCCAUCGUCCAAGGACCCGCUGUGCGACGUGGUUGACAACAUCGAGUCGUGGAAGAUGUACAUGAGCGACGCGUAUAACACGACCGCCGACGGCGACUUGACCAUCAAGGGCUUUCUGCUGUACCGCGAGGCAACCGAGCACCUCUACCCCUUGGCCGCCGACUUGACGUACUUUGGUCUUCCGUGGAUUGACGACGGUCUCGUUCGCCACAUGCAUCUUUUGGCCACCUUUGCAGCGUACGACACGGCGACGCUGGGAAAGCUGCCCAUGGCGCAGCUGCCCUACUUGCUCGCCGACGCCGGCAUUCUCGCCUCACGACGCGCUGUCGACAGCGUCGUGCGGCUCAUGCGCGUGUACGCCGAGUGCAUGGAGUGCAUUUUGCAGCGCAACCGCGCGAUUCGGCUCUUUGGCUACAAGCAGAUGUCCCGCGUUCGGUUGAGCGACUGCAUGACGUUCAUCUACCGCGACGCGUUUGUGGCGCUGGCGCUCUCGAGCUACGCACCACCGAUGCUCUCGAGCUGGUCGCAGGCCGUCUUGACGCUGCAACGACGAACGUACACUGUGCUGCGCCGUAUGCACGCAUCGCUUCAGUCGCUACGCACCUACGUCCAGCGAGCUGCACGCACGGGCCUCCUUCAGCUCGGUCGCCUCUUGCCCACGACGUAUGGCGAGUAUACGCUCAAGCUCGAUGUUGGCAACCCCGAGUUUGCCACAUCUGCAGAAAUCCAAAUCUCCUUUACGACCGAAGUCGACUCGUCUGCCACAUUGCACAAGCUCGGCUACCGCCACGACGGCGCCGAGUGCUAUCUCUACUUCGACUUUGUCGCCCGCAGCGAUAUCUCGGACGAGGCUUUGGCCGAGACGGCGCGUGCGAUGGAGUCGAUCGUCGACGACCUCUUCCAUGACCACUUUGCCUCUAUGCCGUACUACCAUAGCACGCUGGUCGUGACACCGUCGCGGCUCGAGACGCACGGCUCCCCUGUCGUCCGCGUCGUCCUCCUCUUCACCGACGCGCUCGAUCCGUUCAAUGUGUUUGUGGACGCGGACUUGCCGUCGAUGCUCCAAGUACACAACCUCGUCUCGUCGUUCGAGGUGCAUGUGGCGCUCAAUGUCUCGGUGCGCGAUCUGCUCACCAACAAGCGCUUCAACGUGCUCGAGCACCUUGGGCUGCGCGCGUUUGCGUCGUCGCGGCUCGGCCGGCAGUCGGUUGCGCAGAUUCUCGAGCAAGUCCUACGGCACAGCCAGUACGAGGCCGAGGCGACCGCGGCGGCAAGCGCCCAUUUGGCGCGUGAAAAAGCCACGUUCAAGAAGCCCAAUAGUCGCCGAUCGACGGUGACAGCCACGACCUGGCGAGACCAAGUCGCCAUGGCCAACGCGGCCGCGCGACACCGGCUCUGGUCUGCAAUGCAGUACCUUGUCUCGGUCGUCGCCUACUCCAAAACGGCGAGCUGGAACUGGGCGUUUCCGACGCUACAGCCGCUCUUUGCUCCGCAGAGCGUAUUGAAGAAGCUCUUGCCGAUCCCCGUCUUUGACAAGUGGCGCACGGUUCUGGGCACGACGGGGCAGCUGGCCAAACUGUGGCGCCACGCCGUGACUGCGCUACAAGGCGACCUGCAGACUAUGGUCCGCGAGGCGCCGCCGCCGACCGAUGCAGCAACAGCGCUCGAUACGUACGCGGUCGUCGUGACCAACCUCCUGGGCCUCAACGCCGUGCAGGCGCAAGCUGGGUCGAUGGGCAUGGACAUGCUCUUCGAAGGCUUCGAUUGGAUCCCGCUACUUCCCAAACCCUAACCACAAAUCCAGCACAUCCCCAACGACAAUUGACUAGAAAACGCUAGCGCCGAUUCUAGGUCCAGGUGCUUAUAUAUGUUAUCGUACAAUAUUGAUACCUUCCUA
Messenger RNA from Saprolegnia diclina VS20, 2341 nucleotides. RefSeq lists its product as hypothetical. NCBI's taxonomy places the organism in Eukaryota, Oomycota, Saprolegniomycetes, Saprolegniales, Saprolegniaceae. The transcript is spliced from 12 exons. The record is from RefSeq and is a predicted model, not a curated record. Bases 146 to 2236 code for a protein of 696 amino acids. Gene Ontology annotation, molecular function: calcium ion binding.